Messenger RNA from Epinephelus fuscoguttatus (brown-marbled grouper), 3048 nucleotides. RefSeq names its product alpha-tectorin-like. Lineage: Eukaryota; Metazoa; Chordata; Actinopteri; Perciformes; Serranidae. The record is from RefSeq and is a predicted model, not a curated record. The transcript has 19 exons. Bases 127 to 2553 code for a protein of 808 amino acids.
AGAGUCUGUUGUGACCUCCGCACAGGUAGAGAGGCUGACACAUCAGUCUGAGCACAUCCAGUGAAAGCUGCUUGACGCCCCUACUCUUCUACAGUUCCUCCAGAAGGUUCGUGUCAGCAGACCAAUAUGUUCGGCUUCAUGCUCCACCUGGCCGGACUCAGCCUGCUGGCGGGUGCUGCAGCAACAAACCAGGCAUUUACCAGGUCUGGGGAGAUAAACAUCGCCUCCUGCCCCAUCACCUACUAUGGACAGCAAUAUGAUAAAGUCUAUGUGGCGUUCGAUGCUGACAGAUUUGCAGUUUGCUUCAAUGGCUUAUACAAACCUGGAAUCAAAAACGACUGUAUUCUGAUGUCUGGAGGAACCGCUGACAGAGGUGACCUGGCGGUACUGACUAAAGAAAUACCCACAGGAUCUGGGGUUCAUGACCUUCUGCCAAACCUUAAGAAUGCUGGGAAAUGUGUCAACAUAAUUCCUUUAAAGGACAGUCAACAAUCUGAAAUUGAACAAGUUGAACUUGGCAACUUUGGGACGCAAGCGAUUCUGGCAAUCAGGACUUAUUCUGGGUACCCAAAUGCUACUGUUGAGACCGAUUCACAGGUCAGUGGCCUCUCGGUUUCUAAACAGACAUUCCAGACAGCUGACGCAAAUAUAGGUGUCAUCACAGACGUGAGUGGGUGCAGACUCUCAGGUGCUGCUUAUAAGACAAACACGACAGUAUGGAACCCAAACAUCUGCUCUACUGUAACCUGUGAUGUGAGUGGAGUCGCUACUGCUGUUAGUGACUGUGGUCCCAUGGAGCGUUGCAAGGGCGAUGGGAGUUGCAUGUUGACCACCAUGUGCACUGUGACCGCCUCCACUGUCAUCGAUUUCAUCGGCAGAGUUCACUCUGUCCCGGACCGAUGCGGGUACACUCUGAUGGAGUGCUCAUCGAUCCCAGGCUUCCGGGUGCUAGGGGUUUUUCAGGAAAGACGCCGUAGAGAUGUUAGCUUUUUGGAUCAUGUGAUACUGCAGCUGGACGGGGCAGGGGUUAAGAUUUUCCUGGAACAAGGCGGCAGAGUUCGGCUGAAUGACAAAGUGCUGACGCUCAACGCCACAGCUCAGGUGGUCCACGGUGUGGAGCUCUCCAGGGGCCGGUCAGGGGUGACUGCUAAGAUAUCAGCCUCCAACCAUAUGGUGUCUGUCCUCUUUGAUGGUUACACCGCACUAAUCCACAUGACAGGACCAAGUGCAUCACCCAUGCAUGGCUUAUGUGGCAAUUCCAGUGCAUCUUUGAUUGAAGGCAGAGUUACCGAACACUCGGCUGCUGGCUGUGAGACACAGUACAAUGACCCUGCUGACAGUUCAAUCAACUGCAACACCACAACUAAAUGGUGCAAUCACCUGAAGCAGGCUCCCUUCACUGCUUGCAAUAAACACAUCGACCCACAGCCCUUCAUUACUGCCUGCACACGCACUUUGUGCAAAUACCCUGCAGUGGAUGGGCUCAAGUGUCAGUUCCUGGAGGCCUAUGCCUGGGCCUGCAGCCACCACAGCAAUGUCACGGUGGAGAGCUGGAGGACAAAGACCAAAUGCCCUGCUGUGCAUCAGGCCGUCUGCCAGGACAGGUUCUGCAGUGCUCAUGAGUUCUGUAGUGAGAUAUAUCGUGGGGAACCCCGCUGCAUCUGUCGGGCCCUUUUUGCCUCCAAAUACAAGUCGGCAGGCACUUUUGGUGAGCCAACGGUCUGCAGGCAUAAAUCUGCUUCAGUGUCUCUCGCUAAUUGUCUAUUGGAGGACAAAAGCAUCGACUACUCUGUCUUACACCUCAAUGACCAGGACUGCAAAGGGGAAAUGGACAACAUGACCCACAUGGUGACGUUCAGCUUCGACAGCAGCAACACUUGUGGUACAGUGGUCAUGGCAAAUAACAGUCAAAUUAUCUACAAGAACAGCAUCAUGACACGAAACAUCUCCACGUUUGGCUCAAUCAACCGUCACAGCCCAGUGCAUAUUGACUUCUCCUGUUAUUACACUCAGCCGGAUAUCAAGACCGUGGCCAUCAAACUCAAACACAGCUCAGUGAUCCAGCAGAUUACCUCUGGAGAAUGGACUUACAAUCUGACCAUGAAGGCCUACACCAGCGCUGACCGUAUGAAUGCUAUCCAGUCGAGCACUGACAUCCAACUGGAUGAGAAAAUCUGGGUGGACCUUGAGUCAGAUGGGCUGGAUGAACAAAUGGUUGUUCUGGUGACUGACUCCUGCUGGGCAACUGAUCAGCCUUCGCCAAGUGGAAGCCUGAGAUACGACCUCAUAAUCUCAGGCUGCCCUAACCCUGCUGAUGACACAGUGAAGAUCGAGGGCAAUGGACUGGGGACGUCCAACUCCUUUUCUUUCAAUGCGUUCGAGUUCUCUGGCAAGAAUGAUGGCGUCUACUUGCACUGCAGAUUGGAGCUGUGUGUCCGGGAUGGGGAUGCCUGUGUCCCAACAUGCAGCCACUCCAGGAGAAGGCGUAGAUCCGUCAUGUCAAAAUAUGAGGAUGAAAAUCCUGCCUUUAUCACCAUGGCCUGGACUUUUUAGGGUUUCCAUGGAGAUUCGGACUCACCAAGAAGUCAUAGUGAAUCGUUUCUUGAGUCUGGGAUCAGUUAUUAUUGCUGUGAAUGUAUACCAGCACAUAUAAUCCUAAUAACCAGUCAGUUCUAUCUGUAAAUUUGUUUGGUCUUGUUUUGGGUUUCUGGGAUUUCUUUCUCUGAGAUGGUGAAAGUGAUUUCUACAGCUUUGGAGACUUAUUGAGUUGAUCGGCAGCAGAGUGUCUGGAAGUAAGCACCUGGGAUUACUUGAUCCCAUAAACGUGGAUACUGUGAUAUUUAGGGAAAUCUUAUGUGGAAUAUGUUUCAGUGGAAUGUGUGGCAUUCUUCUGACCAAGUUUGGACAAAACUGCAAUCAAACAAUGUUGGGAUUGUUUGACAUUAUAACCUGCUUCUAUCUGUAGCUUUAAAAAGAAAAGAACAUAUAUGCUUUACUGUAUCUGCCUUUAUUAUGAUCAAUAAACAUCGUAGAUGCGUGGUAAUGUAA